Messenger RNA from Coffea arabica (coffee), 3348 nucleotides. The record is from RefSeq and is a predicted model, not a curated record. Lineage: Eukaryota; Viridiplantae; Streptophyta; Magnoliopsida; Gentianales; Rubiaceae.
AGGAGUGUAAAUAACAUUUCCAUAUAUAAUUGUUAAAUAUUGUGCAUAUUGAAACAUAUACUUGUUGAAUAUUGUGCAUGGAGUAAUGGACAGAAAAGGUCUGUAAAGAAAAAGAUUAAAUUUAUGCAUUAUCAUAUAGACCUUAAUUAGUUUGUUGAAUAUGAAAGCAAAUUAGAUUAGAAUUCAAAUAAUGAAAAUUAUUAUAUUAGAAUUUGGAUAGCGAAAUUAUAUGAAAAUUGGGACAUAUACAACAUAAUAUGUUUACUAUUGGAGAAUGUUAAGUGAUGAGUUUAACAUUUUUGGAGCAUUCAAAAAAAAAAAAUUAUAAAACACAUCCAAACCAAACUAUUAAUAUUAGGAAACUUUAGGGAGGCUUAUUGACAAGUUAGUUUAAUUGUGAUUUUUAUCACCUAUAGGAAAUGUUAAAGUUAGUUUUUUUCCUAAGUUAUUUUAACUUGCUGAUUCAAAUAUUCGAACUAAAACUAUCAGGUAAAUGGGCUUUUUGAUAAGAGUUUAACCAAAUUUUUCCCAUCAAAUUUGAACAUUUCAACUAAACCAACAGAUAAGUAUUAGAUAACAUUAAUCAAACUUUUUAUAGAAUAAAUAAUUCAAAAAUCUUGAAAAAUAACACAUUUCAUAUUAUUGGAAAUCUUCUAGAACAUAUCAACUGGUGAAUAGUAAUAUAGUGUCGAUAAUAUAGAUAUAGACAUAGAUAGAUAUCGAUUUGUUUAGCUGGCAAAAUAAUUAAUUUAAGUUUUGAAAUGAUGAGAAUAUAGACUACAAUCAAGAUUUUGAAAUCAACUCAUUAAAUUUUGGGAAUUAAAAUAAAUAGAAAAUCAACAAAAAAGGAAUUGAGAGUUUGAAAAUAAUUUAAAUUUAGAAAUGAUGAGAAUAUUAGUCUACAAUCAAGAUUAGGAAUCAAAAUAAACAGAAAAUCUAUAAAAAAAAAAAAAAGGGAAUUGAGAGUUUGGAAAUAAUUUAAAUUUUGAAAUGAUGAUAAUACAGCCUACAAUCAAGAUUUUGAAUCAACUCCUUACAUUUUAGAAAUUAUGAUAAACAGAAAAUCUACAAAAAUAGGAAUUGAGAGUUUAAAGGUCUGGAAUGGCUUCUAACCAAAAACCCCUUCUGUAAUUUAUAUAGAUAUAGAUCUAGAUUGUGGUGUAAAAUUUGUUUGUCGAGAACAAAUGCAUUAGGAAGUGAGCAUUGGAGUAAAGACUUGUUCUUGAUGACCUCAGGCGAUUUCAAAUUACUACUAUUAGUCAUCCAAGUCUUACAAAUUCUUGUGAAUUAAGUAGACACUUAACAAAUAGCCGCUCUACCUGGACUUUUAGUUCUCGAGACUUCUUCUGUGUUUCUUUAUCAAGUCAAUACUCCAGGUGAACGUCAGCUGAUGGUUGAUUUACUUUGCCGGAUUCCUGCAUCAAGGAAGAUGCUAAUCCAAGUCCAGCAGCACUUGUAUAAAUAGACCACAACAUUCUUGUCCCAUUAAGCUGUAAACCACAAAGCAUUCUGCUUCUAUUUGCAUCAGUUACUAAAGGGGCAUUAACCAUGGAGAUUGUAGCUCUAUCUGUCUCAGUAGUCAUUGCUGUUUUCACUAUUGCUCUUUCUGCAUUUGCCUUUUUCAAGCCUGAGUCAGAAACCGACAUCAAGCUUCCACCAGGGAGCUUUGGAUGGCCAAUUAUCGGCGAAACGAUGGAAUUCUUGUUCGGGAAGCCUGAAAAGUUUGUUAGAGACAGGAUGAAGAAGUAUUCCCCUGACAUCUUCAAGACUAAAAUUCUCGGAGAAAAAACAGCAGUCAUUUGUGGUCCAAAUGGUCAUAAAUUUCUCUUUUCUAAUGAGCAAAAGCUCUUCACUGCAUUUCGACCACAUCCCACCCAAAGGCUAUUCCGUUCAUACCAGACUAAAGCGGGCGCCGGUGCCACCCUGCCACCGCGUCCUCCUCCUUCUACUCCUGUUGCUGCGGAUCAAAGAAAGCCACGAAUCGAUGAAGAGACUAAAGUCAUAAGACAGCCUGGAUUUCUGAAACCUGAAGCAUUGGCUCGAUUUUUGGGGAAAAUUGAAUCCAUCACCCGGCAUCUUUUGCAAACUCAUUUGGAAGGAAAAGAUGAAGUGAAGGUCUUCCCCCUGGCCAAGACUAUAACUUUGACAAUUUCUUGCAAAUUUUUCUUAGGCACGGACAACCCAGAGCGAAUUGCGAGGCUCGUGGAUCAUUUCGAUGAUGUAACAGUAGGGAUGCAUUCGAUCAUGGUGAAUUUUCCAGGAACGAUAUACAAUCGCGCGAACCAGGCUGCAGCAGCAAUUAGGAAGGAGCUCCUGGACGUGAUCAAGGAGAAGAAAGAAGCAAUGGCAGCAGGGAAGCCAAUGCACGACAUACUGUCUUACAUGAUUGUUGUCACCGAUGCAACUGGAAAAAGAAUGCCUGAGGCUGAGAUUGCUGAUAAGAUCAUGGGCUUGAUUACCGCAGGGCACAGCACGGUUGCCAGCACCAUAACUUUCUUGAUGAAAUAUGUUGGAGAAAGGCCCGAUAUCUACAGCAAGAUCAGAGUAGAGCAAAUGGAGAUAGCAGCCUCAAAGAAGCCGGGAGAGUUCUUGGAAUGGGAAGAUAUGCAGAAAAUGAAGUACUCCUGGACCGUCAUUUGCGAGACAAUGAGACUAACUCCACCCCUUCAGGGAACAUUCAGGGAAGUUCUAACCGAUUUUACCUACGCUGGUUACACCAUUCCAAAAGGAUGGAAGGUGUACUGGACAGUAAGCACCACUAACAUGAACCCAGCAUACUUCAAGGAUCCUGAGAAGUUCGAUCCUUCGAGGUAUGAUUCAAGUGGAGAAGGCAGAGGUGUUGCAGCAUAUACCUAUGUUCCGUUUGGUGGUGGACCAAGAUUGUGCCCCGGAAAAGAGUAUGCUAGAUUGGCUAUAUUAGCAUUCGUCCACAAUGUGGUCAAGAACUACAAAUGGGAGGUUUUGUUCCCUAAUGAAAAGAUCACCGGUGACAUGAUGCCCACCCCAGAAAAAGGACUUCCCAUACGUUUGCAGCCUGCAUCAUCAUCUUAAUUACUUCCAACUUAACGGAUUGAGGCCGGAAUAAUUAAGCAUCCAAGUUUUUGUUUUUUUUAUCGUUUUAUCUUUUAAGCAGUGUAUUCCAGAUUAUUUCUUUUGCAUUCGUCAUCGUCCUGUGCCCCUGGGGCUUUGGUCUGGUGGUCGUAGCUUACUUAAGUACCAUUACUAAGAAUGGAAUCCCCGAUGCAAUAACCCACACGGCUUGGAUAGAUUGGUAUGGGACACGUGUGGAUUAGUCUGGUGAUUCAGGAUACCACACGUGGUCACUUGACAAAAAAAAAAAAAAAAAAU